This is a messenger RNA of Eublepharis macularius, 450 nucleotides long. It is a transcript of the gene MYCBP, whose product is annotated as MYC binding protein. Gene Ontology annotation, cellular component: nucleus. The transcript is spliced from 5 exons. Gene Ontology annotation, molecular function: transcription coactivator activity. Lineage: Eukaryota; Metazoa; Chordata; Lepidosauria; Squamata; Eublepharidae. Gene Ontology annotation, biological process: regulation of DNA-templated transcription. The coding region runs from base 89 to 403 and encodes 104 amino acids. The record is from RefSeq and is a predicted model, not a curated record.
GCGACGGCGUCGCUUUUAAGGAAGCUCGAGGUGGCGCGGCCCCUUCUCCUGCGCAGGCGCAGUCGAGGCUGGCGAUAGGGAAGAGCCGAUGGCGAACAGCAAGGCCACCGACUCCAAGCGGGAGCAGUUCCGGCGCUACUUGGAGAAGUCGGGAGUGAUGGACACGCUCACCAAAGUCUUGGUCGCCUUGUACGAAGAGCCCGAGAAACCCAACUGCGCCCUCGACUUCCUGAAGCACCACCUGGGGGCGGCGUCAGCACCAGAGAACCCUGAAGUGGAAGCCCUGCGGCUGGAGGUAGCCGAGGCAAAAGAGAAGUACGAAGCAGUGUUGGAAGAGAACAGGAAGCUGAAGGCAAAGCUGACUCAGUAUGAACCACCACAGGAAGAAAAACGGGGAGAAUAAGGUUCUUUGCUUGUUACUUCAAUAAAACUUUUCAAAGCACACACCUC